GCUCAAUACCUAAAUUGAAUACGCUGAACAAGUACUCAGCUUCCUCCUCCCACACUUCUCCUCCCAACCGAACACCUUAACACCACCCUUCCUCCAUCUCUACACCACUAAUCGGUACUUCAUCUCUAUCUCCCCUGUCGCAACACCAUCAUCACCGGCCAGCCUGGCCUCGCACCUCCAAUAAUUCAACCAACCCACCACCGGACCAUCAUCAUCAUACGGCAAGAGCUUUGAUUUCUGUUUUUGCAACAGACAAACACAGGCAGAAAUACAAAGGAACUACAACUGUUUCACGAUGGAUAAGGGAGCGUCUGUGAUCGAGAUGCAAAAUCAAAUGGUACAUCAAAGAAGGAUUAGAGAAUUAAAAAGGACAAUAUGCCUUCUGCCAACGACGCCUCCGCCUCUGGCCAACGACGCCUCCGCCUUCGGCCGACGACGCCUCCACCGCCGGUCUCCGGUCGACGACACAUACGAAGUCUCCUACUCCGGCCUACAGCUGCUUCCGCCUCCUCCUUCUUUCACAUUGUUUACAGGUCUGAGGUUAUACAUCAGAAAUUUACCAUUACAUAUGGAUGAGGUACUAGUGCAAACAACCAAGAGUAGGAGGAUCCGUAUGGUAGAAAGAAAAACCAGAAAAAGAAGUGUUGGUAAACCCAAAACGAAACAUCUUGAAGCAAGGCAUACAAUGGAUCGUCCAGAAAAGAAAAAAAGAAGUGUGACAUUGAUUAGAGACCAUUCCAAAGAAUAUCUAUCAAAUUUAACAGUUGAGUUUGUUUCAGUUGGAAUGGUGAUCCAUGUGUUCCGCAGCAUCCAUGGAGUGGAAUUGGCUGAUUAA
Molecule: messenger RNA, 835 nt
Organism: Lactuca virosa
Lineage: Eukaryota; Viridiplantae; Streptophyta; Magnoliopsida; Asterales; Asteraceae
Source: the annotation of a GenBank genome assembly